Messenger RNA from Sinocyclocheilus grahami, 1636 nucleotides. It is a transcript of the gene npdc1a, whose product is annotated as neural proliferation, differentiation and control, 1a. The transcript is spliced from 8 exons. The coding region runs from base 345 to 1202 and encodes 285 amino acids. The record is from RefSeq and is a predicted model, not a curated record. NCBI's taxonomy places the organism in Eukaryota, Metazoa, Chordata, Actinopteri, Cypriniformes, Cyprinidae. Gene Ontology annotation, cellular component: membrane.
CUUCACCUGAGAGAAGAGCCGAUCCACGUCAGCGUCAUUGCGUCACGAGCUCAUUCAUCCUCCCGCUGGCCGCUGCUGCAGUAGCUGUUCUAAUCUGUCCUGUAGCGUGUCUAUCAGCGGGCGUUCUCCUUCUCCUCCUCCCUUUCUGCCGCAAUCUCUCUCCUCUAUCUUUAGCUCUGUACCACGCGCGCAGCGGCUUAACGCUCUUCUUGAGUUGAAGCUCGCAUCUUUAUUCGGCCGGUUUGUCUCUGUCGGUCGUGUACGUUCAUCCGACCCACACACAUGUGGGAAUGACACUCCGGAGGUUUUAUCUGCUGUCCUGGACUUGAGAAGCGCAGUGAAGGAUGUUGUUUUCCCCGAGCCGGAGCGCACGGCGAGCCCGGGCCUCCCUCCUCCUGCCCGGGGUCUUGAUCUGCGUAAUCCUCGCCGCCGUCGGUGCGAGAAUACCGGCAAACAAGUGCCCCGAUCACAUAGACUGUGCCAGAAAGGGGCGGCACUUCUGCAAGCCUGGCUCCUCCAACUGUGGCCCCUGCCUCACCCCAUUAAAGGAAGAUGAAGCAGGACAUUGUGUUGUUCGCAGGACACACUCUCCCCAGCACCACCAUCACGAUUCUCACUCACAGUCUCCUCCGCAAUCGAAGCAGAAGAGUCUGUACAAACCCACAACUGUAGAACCAACAACCAGCGGUCCAUUGAUCUCAACACCGCAGACCCCUAAAUCUCCCCAGCCAGUCACAAACUCGUCCGACCGCCACGGGCCGAUCAUCUCCCCCCACUCUUCCAGAGACAGCCUGCUAGUCUUGAUGAUAUCUUUAUGCAUUAUUGUGGGAUCCAUGGCACUCAUCAUCGCUGCAGUCUGCUGGGUCAGGUUGCAGAGAGAAGCUCGUCUGGCUCAGAAAGUUGAUUACCCUGCGUUUCAUGCUGCGGGCCCCAAUCAUAAUCAUACUUCAUCUGGGGAUACAACUCUGGCUCACAGUGCUCAGAUGUAUCACUACCAGCAUCAGAAACAACAGAUGCUUUCAAUGGAGAAACAUAAAGCAGAACCUAAAGUCUCAGAGUCUGGGGCCUCAUCAGAUGAGGAGAAUGAAGUGGGAGAUUUCACUGUGUACGAGUGCCCCGGACUGGCACCGACUGGAGAGAUGGAGGUGAAAAACCCACUGUUUGACGACUCCACCUUGCACUCCCAGAGAAAUCACAAGUGACCUGGACACACACACACACAUCUGCAUACUUUUAGAAUAGGUCUAACACACCUAAAAGCAUUCCUCCACAGGGUGAAGCUGCAUCUGUUACACCACACACAAAUGAAAAAAAUAUGACCGAAAGAAAUUGGUGCUGAUGCCUAGCCCCUCAGAACAAAGUGAGAAAAACACCCAAACUAAAGAUACUGAAGAACAGAUGGUAUGUAGUCAUUCGGGUAAAUAAAAGUAAAAGACAGCAGUGGUUAAACAGUUUUUUUUUUUUACUCCGAUGCACAUAUAUGAAAUCUGAAAGAACUCUUGCACCGCAAACUCUCAGUGGAAACUCAGACUGGCCUUUUAAUGCGGUUUCUUUGCACCACAUCUUCAUUCUUCAAAACGGGGGUUUGUUUUCUCAUCUUUUUAUGUCACCUCCUUUUUAAAAUAAUUUCUCUUUA